AUGGCGUUCGUCCUGAGGUGUAACAUGUUAAAGAAAAACGCUGCGACGGGUGAGACUGUGAUAGAUAUUGCAUAUUUUACAUCUUUCGUGGAGGUUGUAUUUCAAGAGACUGAUCGAGAAGAGCUUUAUCAGAGAUGUGUUAACAAAAUGUUGGAGAGUUUGGCUAAGUUUAUAAAAGAGGGGAGCGGUUGGGUUGUACAUUCGAUUGCGGGGUUGGAUUUGCAUACAGUGAAAUACACUCCUUUGAGAGGCUUUUCAUUUAUUAAGCUACCAAAACAUCUCGCAAAUAAGCAGGCUAUCAUAAACAUGAAGAAUGAGGAUAAUGAGUGUUUUAAAUGGUGUGUUACGAGAGCGUUGAAUCCUGUGGAAAAGAACCAAGAACGUAUCUCAAAGACAUUGAGGGAGCAGGCAAAGAAGCUUGAAUGGGGUGGGAUUACGUUUCCGAUGGAGGUGAAGAGUAUUCGCCGCUUUGAAACUCUGAAUCCAGGUCUUGCUGUCAACGUCUAUGCGAAUGAAGGUGGGUUGAAACCCUUGAGAGUGAGUAACGUUGACGGCAAGACUUGGAUUAAUCUUCUUCUCCUCUCUGAAGGUGAGAAAAAGCAUUACUGUCUCAUCAAAAAUCUAAGUCGACUCAUAUCGAAUGGGGAUACCAACAAGAAGUUUAUCUGUAUGAGAUGUCUUAAUUUUUUCAGUUCUCAGAAAGUGUUAGACAAACAUAUUGAACUCUGUCGAGAAUAUAAGGCUGUGAGAGAGAAGAUGCCAGAUGAGGGAUUUUAUUUCUUUUUCAAAAACCACUACAGGAAGAUGGAUCUGCCAUUCGCUAUCUAUGCUGACUUUGAGUCAACCAUUAAACCUUUACACACCGCUCAACCGAAUCCUAAGGAGUGUUACACCGAGAAGAAGCAGAAACAUACCCCGGUGAGUUUUUGCUACUUUGUCAAAUGCUCUUUCGAUGACAAACAUUCGAAACUGGUUGAGUACACAGCAAAGUCUGAGGAUGAGGAUGUUACGCAGAUAUUUGUUAACAUGCUUGAAGAGGAGGCUAAGUCCAUUUACAAAAACCAUCCUGGAAAAGAGAUGAUCUUCACAGACAGCGAUGCUGAGAUCUUUGAAAACGCAACGUGUUGUUGGAUCUGCAAAGGAGGUUUCAAUGAGAAGAAGAAGGCAUAUGAGAAGGUUCGUGAUCAUUGUCAUUACACCGGCAAAUUUCGAGGAGCUGCACAUAACAGUUGCAACCUGAGAUUCCGUCGUCCAAAAUUCACUCCUGUCAUCUUUCACAACUUGACAAACUAUGACGCACAUCUCUUUGUUAGAAAUCUCGGCGUUUCAGAAGGUAAGAUUGAUUGUAUUCCCAACAAUGAAGAAAAAUACAUCAGCUUCACAAAGAAUGUUGUGGUUGACAAGUUUUUCGACAAAGAGAAAGAGAAAGACGUUAAUGUCAAGAGAGGGUUGAGUUUCAUUCACAGCUUCAAAUUUAUGGCUUCUUCUCUUGGCCAGCUUGUCAACAACCUCACCAAAAAGGGUGACUCUUUUGAGAAUACCGGAAGAUACUUCGAUGGAGAGAAGCUUGAUCUGUUGAAGAGAAAGGGUGUCUAUCCUUACGAGUGGUUGAAUUCUAUCGAUAGACUUGAUGAGACUAAACUUCCGCCGAUUAAAUCUUUCUACUCUGUUCUCAGCGGUAGUGGUAUCUCUAAAGAAGAGUAUGGUCAUGCACAAGAAGUAUGGAGAACCUUUGGAAUGAAGACGAUGCGAGAUUAUCACAAUCUAUACAAUCCAAGCGAUGUUCUCCUUCUCUGCGACGUUUUUGAAAACUUUCGAAAGGUUUGCAAGGAGAACUACGACCUCGACCCCUGUUGGUAUUACACCGCACCUGGUUUGGCUUGGGAUGCAUGUCUCAAGAUGACUGGGGUAGAGCUUGAGUUGCUGAGUGAUGUUGAUAUGUUACAUAUGUUUUAG
Stylophora pistillata is the source of this 1956-nucleotide messenger RNA. RefSeq lists its product as uncharacterized. Lineage: Eukaryota; Metazoa; Cnidaria; Anthozoa; Scleractinia; Pocilloporidae. The record is from RefSeq and is a predicted model, not a curated record.